GGGAGAGGCGGACAUUCUGGUAAUUUUAGCAAAUUUCAGUAUAUAGUCCUGGCUUCCUCUAUGGCCAUACCAAACCCUAGAGCCCUCCAUACGCUUCUCACCACAGGGUUUCACAGCGAGUACUAGGCAGAGUUUCUUCUUCUCGCAAUGGCUCCUAAAGCUGAUGGUUCGAAAAAAGCAGAUCCUAAGGCACAAGCCCUAAAGACUGCAAAAGCUGUAAAGUCAGGUCCAUUAUUUAAGAAGAAAGCCAAGAAAAUCCGGACAUCAGUUACAUUUCAUAGGCCAAGGACAUUGAAAAAAGAUAGGAAUCCCAAAUAUCCACGUAUCAGUGUUACACCAAGGAACAAGCUUGACCACUAUCAGAUUCUCAAAUAUCCCCUUACUACUGAGUCAGCAAUGAAGAAAAUCGAAGACAAUAACACUUUGGUUUUUAUUGUUGACAUUCGUGCUGACAAAAAGAAGAUCAAGAAUGCUGUCAAGAAGAUGUAUGAUAUUCAGGCCAAGAAAGUGAACACCUUGAUCAGGCCUGAUGGUACUAAGAAGGCAUAUGUUAGAUUGACACCCGACUAUGAUGCAUUGGAUGUGGCAAACAAAAUUGGAAUUAUCUAAGGUAGUUUUAAGGCUCUCUCAUUCGAGAUUCUUUUUUCUAAUUUCUAUUUGUAGUAAGUGAACUUUGAGCUCGGUCAUACUGAUUUUUGAAGAUGUAAUAUUUGGUUCGCUACUGAUUAUUGUUCUCAAUUCUCUGGUUACAAGAAGAUUGAAACAUGCAGGCACAGAAAACUUUAUUUA
This is a messenger RNA of Ziziphus jujuba (common jujube), 789 nucleotides long. Its product is annotated as large ribosomal subunit protein uL23. Gene Ontology annotation, molecular function: structural constituent of ribosome; rRNA binding. The transcript is spliced from 4 exons. Gene Ontology annotation, biological process: translation; ribosomal large subunit assembly. NCBI's taxonomy places the organism in Eukaryota, Viridiplantae, Streptophyta, Magnoliopsida, Rosales, Rhamnaceae. The coding region runs from base 148 to 609 and encodes 153 amino acids. The record is from RefSeq and is a predicted model, not a curated record. Gene Ontology annotation, cellular component: cytosolic large ribosomal subunit; ribosome.